AGUACGGUUCGGAGUAACGGAAACGAGAGAAGCUAUUUGAGGAGCGAGCCCGUGGAGCUUUUUCGUCUGAUGUGAGCGAAGACGAAGACGAACAAACAAAUAAACAAUAAUCGUAAUAAUAAACGUAAUUCAAACAAUUAAUCAAAACGCGACGAUCAAUGAAACGCACACACACAACGACAAAAUGUUUAUUUAAUUGUUAUAGGCUAUAAAAAAUACUUACAACAACCACAACAUAGAAAAGUGCCAGUGAAUGAGAUUGUACUUAAUUUUUACGUACAAAAUAGCUGUAAAUGUAUGGCAUGCUUGUGAGUGUGUGCGUGUAACAGUGCCAGUGAGUGUGUGCGUGCCUGUGCAUGUGUAUAUGUGUGCGGCUUUAUCAAUUGCUCCACAUAAAAGUUUUCAUUGAAGUGUUUGACGACAACCAACCCUAAAUAGCUAACCAGCGAGCGGGAGAAUACGCGAAGGAGGAGAAUCAGCUUAAAACGAGGGGCCACUUGUAACCCACGAAAGAGCGAAAGAGACACACCGCCUGGAAAGAGCAAAAGAGAUAGUUGAAAAGUGCGACAGAGAGAGUGGGAGCAGCAGCGGCGGCAGCAGUAGCGGUGGUUUGACAAUAUGUUGAGCCCCCAUAAUGAAGGAAAUUGAUACGGAGACAACAGUAGUAUGGCCAGCCUGGUGUUAUUCCGGUAACGCACCCACCGACAUACUGCAGCAGAAGCCAGCCAAGGCCACAACAGCGAUUGUGGGUGGUCGCAGUGCAACGCAACCGGCGACCCGCGACGAGCAUCAUUUUGGCUCCUCGGCGGCGGCCACCACCAGCUCCACCUCCAGCUCCAGCUCCAGCUCCAACAAGCGGAAACAUCUGGAGCGUCUGGCCAGCGAUUUACGCUCCCAGCUCCUCUCCGAACCGUUCUCCUCCACCCCCUCUGCAGCGAAAAUGCUCAGCGAACGAUCACUGCUGCUGAGCGGUUAUGGGGCGGCCAUCGAGAGCACCGCCAAGAAGCUGAGCGAAGCGGCCACCGGAGGUGGCAACGCGGGUGGUGGCAACUCCAAUCAGGCCACGACACCCAGCCACAGCACUGCCACAGCCACCUCCUCAGCAUCGUCAACGUCCUCCAGUCCGGCGGCGACCACGGCGGCAGCAGCUGCGGCGGCCUAUGCCGCCCUCUAUCUGGAGAAGGUCAAGAACGAAAAGAUGUCGCCACUGUCGCAUAUGGAUGCCCACAAGGAUGGUGGCCACAUGGAUGCCUCGCCCAUGGUGAUCAUACACAAUAACAACAACAACAACACCAUCAACAACAACAACAGUAGCAGUGGCAACAGCAUGAACUGUGGUAGCGGAAGCGGCAGCGGCAGCGGCAGCCUUGGCAACCAUCAAUCGAGUCAGCAGCAGCACAUGAGCCUUGGCGUGAAGAGAGAACGCCUCAGUCCCGGCAGCAACAGCAGCCACAAUGGCGACAUAACCGUCGGAGCAUUUGCCAGAUCUCGCUGCGCCACGCCCUCAUCGUCAUCGUUUCGCGGUGGCGCCUCACCCAACCACCACCAGCAGCAGCAGCAGCAGCAGCAGCAACAACAAAGAUUGAGUCCCCCUGGUGCUCAAACCACGACACACAUGCCGCUACACAAUUUGUCCACAAAUUUGUUGAAUACCAUUCAACAGCAUCAGCAGCAGCAGCAGCAGCAGCAGCAGCAGCAUCAUCGAAACAGCAGCAGCAGUGGGAACAACAACAACAGCAGCAGCAGCAGCAACACAAGCAACAGCAACAAUGUGAACCAAGGAAGUGGUGCAGGAAGUUCGGGCAGCAAUGCCACAACGAGCUCCAAUACAAAUGCCACGGAUUUCUCCACCCGCAACUAUUCGGACAUUAUGCGCUGUCUGGCGGCCAAAUACAAUAACACCAAUCCCAAUGACAACCAUGCAACACGACGCAAUUCCUAUUACGACAGCAGCAGCGCAGGCAACUCGGCAGCAGCAGCAGCGGCAGCAACAUCAGGCGGCGGUGGCCCGGGAGUCGCCACCUCUGGCACACAGCAGAGCAGCAGUAGUGGCAGCAGCUCCACCACAAAGUCGGGCAAUGCCAAUAGCAGCAGCAGCAGUAGCAGCGGUGGCAGCAACACCAACAACAGCAGCAGUUGCCCCACCAAUGCCGGCAAUGCGGCCAAGAAGCUGUCCCCCUCGGCGGCUGCGUCGGCGGCUGCUGUCAGUCUGCCCAAGGAGACCAAAGUGAGUGUGGCCGAUGGCAGAGGUGUAGGAGGAAGCGGUGGAGCAGGAGCCGGAACCUCUGGAGCUGGCGUGGGCUCUGUGGCCAGUGUUGGAACGUUGCUACCGCCAGCCGCUGCACAGUCGCCCACAGAGCAGGCCAAGAGCCAAAUGGCCGCUGUGGUGGCGGCCGCCAGUGUUUCGCCGUUCAUGUCCAGCUUUUUGCCCUUCUCGUCGGCCAUUUUCCCGCCGCUGAUAGACAUGAGCAGCACCCAGGCACUGAUGACGCUGGUGCGUGCUGUCAAAGAUGCCCAAAUCCAGGAAAUUCUGCGCGGCAAGCCACAGCAUCCGCAGCAUUCACAGCAUCCACGUUCCAGUUCCAAUGCCUCGUCGCCCAGUGCCAGUGCAGCGGGCACGCCACGUUCCACUCUGAAUGCCGCGCUCCAGCAGGCGGCUCAAUUUGUUACACCCGCUUUCAUCUACUCGGCCCAGCUGCAACAGCAACAACAGCAGCAGCAGCAGCAGCAGCAACAACAAUCGCAUCACGCUUCGCGGCAGUCUAGUCCACGUUCCACAACAGAGACUUCGACUUCGGUGGCGCCCGGCGAUGGUGGCGGUGGUGGUGGUGGUGGUGGUGGUGCUGCUGCUGCUGGUGGCUCAUCGAUUGCGUCGGCGGCGCCAUUAGACUUGAGCUCCCAACCGCCAGCCGCAAAGCGCUUGAAGCUCGAGCCCGAGGGCCUGCUAGGGAAGACGCGUCGUGCCAGCUCAACGGCCACCACGGCCACGACAGCGACAACAGCCUCAUCCACACCAUCCCCGCCACUUCUGGACCACACCGAGGAGAUCCAACCAGGUACCAGCAAUGCCCACGCCAACGCAGGCACAGGAGCCUCUGGCGGCGGACCGCGUCAGUGUCAGGCACAGAGCGAGGAGGUGAACUCCUGGUCCGUGGACGAUGUGUGCGGCUUUGUGGGUGGAAUUGAUAUAUGCGCCGAAUAUGUUCAGUCGUUCCGUGAUCAGUCCAUCGAUGGCACCGGCCUGCCGCUCUUAACCGAAGAUCAUUUGGUUAACUCGCUGGGCAUGAAGCUGGGGCCGGCACUCAAGUUGCGCUCCAUAUUGGCGAGGAAAUUGGGCGGGCCGUGUCCGUGUGUUGCAUGCGUUGCGCAGGCGCAACAAAUGUUGGCCUUGCAAACGGGCGGAACACCGCCAGCAGGGGCUGCAGCAGGGACAGGGACAGGGGCAGUCACAGUCACUGCCACCCCAACUAGUUGCAGCAUCAUCAAAACGGAGAUCUUUAAUGGGAGCAGCAGCAGCAGCAGCAGCAGCAACAGCAACAGCAGUAGCCAGAGCAAUGCCACAUGUUGCAUGAACGAUGCCAGCUAGUUAUGUAGCUGCCAACCCAGCUAAAUAUUUAUGCUAACUAAUUGCAUUUCAACUGCAAAAAUUGUUGUAUUGUACCAAAUGAGCUUUCAAGAAAACAAAACAAAACAAAACAAAACAAAA
Drosophila guanche is the source of this 3706-nucleotide messenger RNA. RefSeq names its product putative mediator of RNA polymerase II transcription subunit 26 (gene Samuel). The transcript is spliced from 7 exons. Gene Ontology annotation, cellular component: PRC1 complex. NCBI's taxonomy places the organism in Eukaryota, Metazoa, Arthropoda, Insecta, Diptera, Drosophilidae. The record is from RefSeq and is a predicted model, not a curated record. Gene Ontology annotation, molecular function: protein binding. The coding region runs from base 635 to 3586 and encodes 983 amino acids.